CAGCUGGAGGAGUCACAGUGGACUAUAAGCUUCAGCAAAGCAGUGCGUUCCCCAGAGCGCGCGCGCACAGCCGUUUUUCCCAGCAGAGGAAUUUUUCUUCAUUCUGGAGUGCCGCUUUCACGAUGAGCAACGGACAGACCUAUGAGAAAAAAAUCGCGAGCAUUUUGACCGAUCUUCCUGGAUCUAUGAGUUGCCACCCGAACUCCAAGGACUCCCCUACUCUCCCCGAGUCCUCGGUGACGGACAUGGGCUACUACAGCGGACAGACGGCCCACGGCCACCACGAGUAUUAUCAGAGUCAGCCGUACGGACAGCCCAUGAACUCCUACCACCACCAGUUCAACCUAAACGGAAUGGGAGCCGCCGGAGCGUACCCCACCAAGUCUGAAUACCCCUACACGAACAGCUACAGACAGUACGGACAUUACAACAGAGAUCACCUGCAGGCCUCACCUCCGGGCUCAGUGAAAGAAGAACCAGAACCAGAGGUCCGCAUGGUGAAUGGAAAACCGAAGAAAAUCCGAAAGCCGAGGACGAUCUACUCCAGCUACCAGCUCGCGGCUCUGCAGAGGCGCUUCCAGAAGGCGCAGUACCUCGCGCUGCCCGAGAGAGCAGAGCUGGCGGCUCAGCUCGGCCUGACUCAGACACAGGUCAAGAUAUGGUUCCAGAACCGGAGAUCCAAGUUCAAGAAACUGUACAAAAACGGGGAGGUACCCUUGGACCACAGUCCCAACGCCAGCGACUCCAUGGCCUGCAACUCGCCGCCCUCCCCGGCUGUGUGGGACAACAGCACCCCCCAAAGCACCCCGAUCAGCCGACCUCAGGUGCCGCAGCCUGCGCACAGUUCCUCGCCGCCAUACCUGGAGGAUUAUAACAACCACUGGUACCAGCAGGGAUCCCAUCUACAGCACCCGGGCACCGUGCACCACACAGUCCCGCAGCAAAGCGUGGGAGCCGUUUAUUAACACUGACUUAAGAGCAAAUUUAUCGCAUAUUUUUCUUCCUUUUUUUCUUGUUUUUUUUUAAACGAGGUCUCCCCACAAUGACACUGCAAAGUAAAUGCCGACUGGACCCGGAGCUGGCCUGAGAUGAAAAGCUGUUUUUGGUUUUGGAUAAUCAAGAAUGUUUCAGAGCUGGGUUUCCAAUUCACAAAGCACAUAAGGGAUUUCUAAUCACUUUUGGCUGCAUAUUUAACGGACGUCUGGCGUGUUUUUUUAAAUUAUUUAUAGCUGUUGUAUGUAUACUGACCUUCUUUUGUAAAUGAUUAUGCAAAGUUUUUUUCUUUGUUUUUUUUUUUAAAACAAGUAGCUGAACACAAACCGAAUACUGACAAAACUGUGCAGGUGAUCCAUGCUGCAGUCAACUCGUGAGCGUGGGUUUGUAGAUAGCGUAAAAAACAAAAAAUAAAAAAACUCAGGACAUAUUUAUAUGGAUUUGUACAAAAAAUGUCGAAGGUUGUAAAUACGUGUUUAUAUCAGAACCACUAUGAUCGUAUUUGUUAACCCGGUUAGACCGCACCGAGGUGCUUUCCAGACCAUUUUAUAUUCAUGUACCUAGACAACUUGUUGCCUUUCUGUCAAAUGAAUAAAGGUGUUCAUUGUA
Molecule: messenger RNA, 1602 nt
Organism: Menidia menidia (Atlantic silverside)
Lineage: Eukaryota; Metazoa; Chordata; Actinopteri; Atheriniformes; Atherinopsidae
Source: the annotation of a GenBank genome assembly